AAGGAAUUGGUGGAAUCUACACUUCUGUUUACGCUAAUUUAGCUACAAAUAUCCCUGAAAUAAUCAUCGGAAUUAUCAGUGUAAAAAAUGGACAAAUUCAAAUCGCGAUAUUAUCUAUGGUUGGAUCUGUAUUUUCUAAUCUAUCAUUCGUUUACGGAAUUACUAUUCUAAUAUCUGGAAUUUCUGUUUAUGUUACUGAUAUAUUAGUUGAUUUAUUCACAUUCAUAACACCUACUCUCGGAGUGACUUUUACCGGUUUCAUUUUAGUUCCAUGCAUAGGAAAUGCAGUUGAACAUGCAAUCUCUAUCAUUUUUGGAAUUAAGGAUAAAAUGGAUAUUGUUAUUGAUAACACAGGAGGUUCCGCUAUCCAAAUUAUCUAUUUUGUUUUACCAAUAAUCGUAAUUAGUGGAUGGAUCAUGAAUUUAUCUGUUACUAUGUAUUUUUCACCCUUUAUUACAUUUAGCACAUUUGUUUGUUCAUUCGUAUUUAAAUUGUUUGUCGUGGAUG
Molecule: messenger RNA, 507 nt
Organism: Scutellospora calospora
Lineage: Eukaryota; Fungi; Glomeromycota; Glomeromycetes; Diversisporales; Gigasporaceae
Source: the annotation of a GenBank genome assembly